GCUUGCUCCGCUUCAUCACUCCGUUUACUCGGAGUCUCUAAUCUACCCACGAUAACGAUGUCUUCCGAAGUGAUUUUACGUUGAAAACAGCAGUAGUGUGUCAUUGACCAUCGUUACGAAGAAGAACUCCUUGCCAUUCAAUCACACUACUCGACGUUGCAAUCAACAUUUUCCUCCCGAUUGAUGGUGACCUAUAAGUAUUUUUCCCCGUGUGUGAUAACCGACGUUUUUCGAGAUAAUCGAGAAUUGCAAAAAAUAUUUGAUGAGGAUCGAGCAAAUGUGAUAUCGAAUAGCAACCGACAAGGAUCCUCCGGCAGCUGGCAGACGACCGAUUAAUCGUGUUCCUUGUAGAAGAUAACUAGGGACCGUACCAUGUAUUCGAUCCUGCUAUUAGCGAGAUCCGCCCGACACGGGCAUUUACCACGGAGAUUGUCUUCAUCAUUCGCGAGACUGCAUUUACCGCAGCUAACAAUGGCUAAAGGUGCAUCGCAAAGGUACGCGCGAAGAGAGCUGCAAACUUCGGAGAGGCCACGCAGACAACAGACUUUUACGGAGCGCACCGAAUUACAAUAUGCUCGUCGAUUGGUCAUCAAGCUCGGUAGCGCUGUUAUAACGAGAGAGGACGAACACGGUCUGGCUCUCGGACGUCUCGCAUCCAUCGUGGAGCAGGUAGCCGAGUGUCAGAUUGACGGACGUGAAUGUAUCAUGGUGACUAGCGGUGCGGUUGCCUUUGGCAAACAGAAGCUUACUCAGGAGCUUUUAAUGUCUAUGUCAAUGAGAGAGACCUUGAGUCCUGCGGAUCACACACGGGAACACGCAGGAACCAUGCUGGAACCCAGAGCGGCCGCUGCGGUGGGUCAAUCGGGUCUCAUGUCUCUUUACGACGCGAUGUUUGCGCAAUACGGAGUCAAGAUCGCCCAAGUAUUGGUAACGAAACCUGACUUUUACAACGAGGAAACGCGUAAGAACCUCUUCAGCACAUUGAGCGAACUCAUCAGCCUGAACAUCGUGCCCAUCAUCAACACGAACGACGCGGUGUCGCCGCCGCCGGAUAUUCCGGACGACGAGGUAGCAGGUGGUAGCGGCAGACGAGGCAUAUCCAUCAAGGACAACGAUUCCCUGGCCGCGAUGCUGGCGGCCGAGAUUCAGGCGGACCUCCUGGUUCUCAUGACCGACGUCGAUGGGAUUUACAAUCUGCCACCUUGGCAGGAUGGCGCAAAAAUGCUGCACACCUUCAGCUCCGAUCAUAGAAACACCAUCAAGUUCGGGGAGAAGUCGAAGGUAGGCACCGGCGGCAUGAGCUCCAAGGUCAACGCCGCUCUCUGGGCGAUGGAUCGCGGCGUCGCGGUGGUCAUCUGCAAGGGCACCCAGGAAAGAGCCAUUAAGAGCAUCAUAUCCGGUAGAAAAAUUGGAACGUUUUUCACGCAAGCCGCCGGCUCGUCUACUCCCGUCGAGGUGAUCGCCGAAUAUGCUCGCGUCGGCAGUAGAGUGUUGCAGGCGUUACGCCCCGAGGAACGUGCCGAAUGUAUAAGAAUUCUGGCGGAUUUGUUGGAGUCGAGACAGUCCGAUAUUCUUGCGGCGAAUGCGAUGGAUCUGGAAGCCGCGAGCAAGAAAAACCUGGCCAAGGCUCUGCUCUCGCGCCUGUCCCUGACGCCGGCGAAGCUGAAGUCUCUGAGCUCUGGUCUGCACAAGAUCGCGGAAGAUUCGUUGAACAACGUGGGUCGCAUUGUGCGUAGGACGAAACUUGCCGAGGGUCUGGAAUUGCAGCAGAUAACGGUGCCCAUCGGUGUGCUGCUGGUGAUCUUCGAGUCCAGACCAGACAGCCUGCCCCAAGUGGCUGCUUUGGCUAUGUCCAGCGCCAAUGGACUUCUUCUGAAAGGCGGCAAGGAGGCCGCUAACAGCAACAGGUACCUGAUGCAGCUCGUGAAGGAGGCGCUCGCAAAAUUCGAAGCCUCCAAUGCUAUUUCGCUGGUGCCUACGAGGGAGGACGUGAGCGAUCUGCUCUCAAUGGAGAAACACAUUGAUCUCAUUAUACCUCGCGGCAGCUCGGAUCUCGUCCGCACGAUCCAGGAGCAAUCCAAGCACAUACCUGUGCUGGGACACGCCGAGGGCAUCUGUCAUGUUUAUAUUGACAAGGACGCGGAUCUGACGAAGGCCUUGAGGAUCAUCAGGGAUUCCAAGUGCGAUUAUCCGGCUGCGUGCAAUGCGAUGGAGACUUUGCUGAUACACGAGGGUCUCAUGAGAGGCAACUUCUUUAACGACGUAUGCAGCAUGCUGCACAAUGAAGAAGUGAAAAUCAAUUCCGGUCCAAAGAUAAGAGAGAUAUUGACUUUCGGUCCACCUGCUGCCAAAAGCAUGCGAACCGAGUAUGGCGCACUGGAAUGCACCAUAGAGGUAGUCUCCGACGUCGAUGACGCUAUCAACCACAUUCAUAAAUAUGGCAGCAGUCAUACCGAUGUCAUUGUUACCGAGGACACUAACACAGCUAAGCAUUUCCAGAGGGAAGUGGAUAGUGCGUGUGUUUUCCAUAAUGCCAGCACCAGGUUUGCGGACGGUUACAGAUUCGGUCUUGGAGCGGAGGUCGGUAUUUCGACGGCACGUAUCCACGCACGCGGUCCGGUUGGGGUGGAUGGUUUAUUAACAACCAAAUGGAUUUUGAAAGGGGAUGGACAAACGGUCGCCGAUUUUGCUGAAGGAGGCAGUGGAAGUUGGCUUCAUCAACCCUUACCUCUUUCCGAAUCGUGACUCGAUUGCUUUGUUUCGAGAUUGCUAGAUAAUACAAAAAAAAAACUUUUUUAAAAUUCUUUGGUCUCUCACAGUAGUCAUAUCGAAUUAUGAAAUGAGACAUCGUACAAGUUUAGUAUAAAGAACGUCGAAAUAAAUCAGAUUUUUUUAAGUUUGUGUCGCUUAAAAAUUGUUAAAGAGUAACAAAUAUUUAAACUUUCUAAUCUAAGAUUUAAGCAAUUAUUGUUUCACCGGAAGCACAUGCAGAUUAAGUUAUCAAGUAUAUAUUUGUUAAAGCAAAAUAAUAACAAAAAAUAUCUUACCAAUAAUAUCAGACAUUAUAAUGGUAACAUAAAAAAAAAUUAAUUUAUUUUCUAAAAUGUGCUUAUAUGUAAAAUUUUUACCGCAAGUAAAAACUUGCAUAAUUUCUCGGUUUUGUUAGAAUUUAAUCUAGUUAUAACAAGAGACACAUGACCACACGAGUCUUAUG
Messenger RNA from Camponotus floridanus (Florida carpenter ant), 3214 nucleotides. It is a transcript of the gene P5CS, whose product is annotated as delta-1-pyrroline-5-carboxylate synthase. Gene Ontology annotation, molecular function: glutamate-5-semialdehyde dehydrogenase (NADP+) activity; glutamate 5-kinase activity; ATP binding. The record is from RefSeq and is a predicted model, not a curated record. Bases 373 to 2745 code for a protein of 790 amino acids. Lineage: Eukaryota; Metazoa; Arthropoda; Insecta; Hymenoptera; Formicidae. The transcript is spliced from 7 exons. Gene Ontology annotation, cellular component: cytoplasm; mitochondrion.